Molecule: messenger RNA, 1559 nt
Organism: Zingiber officinale
Lineage: Eukaryota; Viridiplantae; Streptophyta; Magnoliopsida; Zingiberales; Zingiberaceae
Product: transcription factor bHLH112-like
Exons: 6
Coding region: 24-1253 (409 amino acids)
Biological process (GO): regulation of transcription by RNA polymerase II
Cellular component (GO): nucleus
Molecular function (GO): DNA-binding transcription factor activity, RNA polymerase II-specific; protein dimerization activity; RNA polymerase II cis-regulatory region sequence-specific DNA binding
Source: RefSeq, a predicted model, not a curated record
ACAUAGCAAAUUAAAGACUUAUAAUGGUCAUCUUACAUCUAUUCCUUUGGCUUCAGCUUCCUCUUGAAGGUUCCAAUAUAUACGUAUAUCAAAUCCUCGAUCAAUCCUCCGAUAUUCUCUCCAUCAACCCUAACAAGCCUCCUUCCCACGCAACCGGCAAGAAGCCAAGAGAAAAAGCGGCUCACGGCGAGCACAAAAUGAUGAGCAACGGAGGCAGAUGCAGUUGGUGGAGCACCGCCACUGCAACUGAGUUGGGCAGCGAAGCAAAACCGCAUCUCCAGUCCUGUGAUGAGUCUUCAGGAUCAGCUUGUGGCAGCUCCAUCACCUUCCAAGAAGUCGCCCCUCAUUCUUUCAUCGAUUCCUCCAUCUCCUGGACGCAAGCCUUACUGAAUGGCGAAAGGCCUGAGACUUUUCUCUCCAUGCUUCAAGAUCAAGAACUGGGUUCGAGAGCUUGCAUCGAGAAGCAGGAUUCUCCCAUGGUUUCUGCCAUGGACCAUAAUUUUUUGUUCCAACACUAUAGUUCCAGCCCUGGUGAUGAAUCGAUUCAUCACAGCAGUAUGAAUCCAAUUAGCUCUUAUGGAUCAUGGCCUAAGCCUCUUCUAAGCCAAGAGGUAAAUAACCAGUUGCAGUUCAUCGCCGGCAACACUUCUCCAUGGUGUAAUAUUAACACUACAACCGGUGCUGAUCAUGGCAACUCGAUCUUCCAUCCUCCAACUCUAGCUUCCAAAACUACUACUUGUGGCCGCAAGAUGGUCAGUUCAGCAACUCAUGACGCAUGCUCUUCUUCCUCCGCCAAGAAAACUGGAGGCGAUCAGAAAAGGCCGCGCGUGGAGGCGGCUUCUUCUUCGCCAUUACCGCCCUUUAAGUCUUUUAACAUGAAGGUGAGGAAGGAGAAGUUGGGGGACAGAGUCACUGCCCUUCAGCAACUAGUUUCACCUUUUGGAAAGACUGACACUGCAUCAGUUCUCCAAGAAGCCAUCGAUUACAUCAAGUUCCUCCAUGAUCAAGUCGGCGUUCUAAGUAGUCCCUACUUCAAAGAUGGGCUUCCCAGUAACCAUAAGCAGGUGCCAAACUUAAUGCAGAUGAUCAACGAGCAGCAGCCGGAAAACCGCGAUGCCGCGAAGCAGCUAGCUGACCUGAGAAGCCGAGGGCUGUGCUUGGUUCCGAUCAGCGGCACGUACCCGGUGGCCGGCGAGACUGCCGGUGAUUUCUGGCACCCUAGUGCAGCUUUGUUCGGAGGAAGUUUCAGAUAGAGCAUGCAUGCCAGCAAGAGCUGAAGCAGAUGGAACUGAUUAAGAUAGCAUUAGUUAAUAGUUAACCGUGUUUAAGUUGAUCAUUUGUAGACGAUGAAGAACUAAAUUUGUAAUGAAAAAUGGGAACAGGUGCUAAAUUUGGCUGGAAAGUCGACUGAUUGCUGAAUUUAGCAGCUGAAGGGAGAUGAGGGAGGAGGAAAUGGGUGGGCUGCUGUUCCUGUUUUUGAAUUUGAUGCAGUGAGUGGGUGGCGCAGACCAGACACCACUUCAAAUUUAAUAAUGUUAAGGAAUAAUCAAUUGAGCAUA